Caenorhabditis briggsae is the source of this 492-nucleotide messenger RNA. Bases 1 to 492 code for a protein of 163 amino acids. NCBI's taxonomy places the organism in Eukaryota, Metazoa, Nematoda, Chromadorea, Rhabditida, Rhabditidae. The transcript has 3 exons. The record is from RefSeq and is a predicted model, not a curated record.
AUGUCGACAAUACUCGACCCGAAAAGCGAGAUCUACAAACGAACAGCAAUUCAUUGCUUGUUCGAAAUUGGCUUGGAACCUGAUGUCGUCGCUGGUGAGCUAGGAACCAGAUUCCCAGGAAUGACAACAGAGGAAGUGGAUUCUUGGUUCAGUCGGUUCAGAGACGAAAAUUUUGAAAUUGGAAAAAAUGUUAGCAUCGCUGAAAAUGGAGUGGUCAUUGACAAAUCCAUCGAUUCGGAAAGUGAGGUGUACGAUCUCGAAGAAAUCUUUAAUAAGCUGGAGCGUGAUUAUCCAGAGUUUAACCAAACCACGCAAAUUGGUCGGGCUCCUCACGUCAACGUUUAUAAACAGUACACAGCUCAGCGUUCUGAUGCAAAUCAAAUUAGCUUAGCAUCUCUCAAUCUUAGCUCAAACCUCGACGUUCAAAGUACUUCGAGACCUCCGAAGUUUCCACCAUCAUCAAUAGCUAUCUACUGUUUACAGAUGACUUGA